GCCUUUUUUUUUCACACAUUUUCCCUGGUGCGAAGCCAAUCGUGAACUGCUCACCCUUCAACUUCACACUCAACCAACCUCGGCCCUUUCGACAACCCAAAACCCCCCCAUCACCACACGCCCACCGACGAAAUGGCGAAGGUCAACCCAGGUGUCCACAGCUCGCGACGAAAGUCGAGAAAGGCGCAUUUCAGCGCCCCCUCAGGCACCCGCCGCGUCAUUAUGAGCGCUCCCCUGAGCAAGGAACUGCGAGAGAAGUACAACGUCCGCAGCAUCCCCGUCCGGAAAGAUGACGAGGUCACCAUCGUCCGGGGCACCAACAAGGGCCGAGAGGGCAAGGUCACCUCGGUCUACCGCCUCAAGUACCAGAUCCACAUCGAGCGCGUCACCCGCGACAAGGCCUCCGGCCAGAGCGUGCCCCUCGGCAUCCACCCCAGCAAGGUUGUCAUCACCAAGCUGAAGCUCGACAAGGACCGCGAGAACAUCCUCGAGCGUAUCAAGGCUGGCCGCGAGCUGCGAUCUAAGGGCAAGGCCGCUGCUAAAUAAGCCUAGCUUUUUUCGCUGAAACGAUUUUCGUCUUCGUUACCACGACAAGAGAACAUACCGAUACCCUUUGGUAGAGCAAUGCGCGACAGCCGCGGCAGCAGCAUUUUGUUUUUUUCUCUUCUGCGAGUCGGCGGGGGAUAAAAUCACGGAAUAUGGCAGGCGUCUACGAGGAUAACCUUCUCCUUCGGCAUCAUCGAGAGGAGACGACGAAUCAGGCUUUUUGCAUGGCAUGGGAUUUCCAUGACGACGAGCAUCUAGAUGCUACGGCACACCGAA
Durotheca rogersii is the source of this 822-nucleotide messenger RNA. Its product is annotated as putative 60S ribosomal protein L26-1. The record is from RefSeq and is a predicted model, not a curated record. The coding region runs from base 133 to 546 and encodes 137 amino acids. Gene Ontology annotation, molecular function: RNA binding; structural constituent of ribosome. NCBI's taxonomy places the organism in Eukaryota, Fungi, Ascomycota, Sordariomycetes, Xylariales, Xylariaceae. Gene Ontology annotation, biological process: ribosomal large subunit biogenesis; cytoplasmic translation. The transcript is spliced from 3 exons. Gene Ontology annotation, cellular component: ribosome; cytosolic large ribosomal subunit.